This is a messenger RNA of Raphanus sativus (radish), 1423 nucleotides long. RefSeq names its product F-box/LRR-repeat/kelch-repeat protein At1g09650. The transcript has 2 exons. NCBI's taxonomy places the organism in Eukaryota, Viridiplantae, Streptophyta, Magnoliopsida, Brassicales, Brassicaceae. The record is from RefSeq and is a predicted model, not a curated record. The coding region runs from base 164 to 1324 and encodes 386 amino acids. Gene Ontology annotation, molecular function: protein binding.
GAAGAAGAGAUAAGUCGGAAGAGGUUUCUGAGUUGUUGUGUGUGGUUUGAAGGACGAGAGAUGUGAUGAAAAUCAAUCAAGAAAUCGAGUAAUUGAAAUAUUUACGAAAAGGAAAGUGUCGGUAAGAAGAAUAAUCCUCCUUUUCCUUAUCCCUGAGAGAUUGAUGAUGGUGAUGAUGAUGGAAGAAGGGCUGCCCCACGACGUGGUAGAGCACAUCUUGGAGAGACUUCCGGUGAGAUCUCUGCUGAGAUUCAAGUCUGUAUCGAAGCAAUGGAAAGCAACGAUCGAAUCACGUCACUUCCAGGAGAGGCAGUCGAAGCAGCAUCAAGAGUCAGGAGGAGAUCCAGAUGUUCUCAUGGUGUCCUCAAGUUGUGACGAAUCUCUAAGAACACUGGUAUUGGGUUCAUCCUCAUCGGUCAAGAUCCCUACUCCUUGGGAUAAUAAGGUCAAGGCAACAGGACGACGCUACUUAGUGUCCGAUAAUAGCUGUGACGGUCUGGUUUGUCUCUACCAUCCCUUGGAAUCCGGUUAUGUUGUCAACCCCGCCACAAGAUGGUAUCGUCCUCUUCCUCUCUCCCGACUUCAACAACUCAUUAUCAGCCAAGGACAGAGUUACGUUAAUACUAAGCACGGCCUCUUUAAGCUUGGAUUCGGUAAAGACAUAAUAAUAGGUACUUACAAGCUUGUUUGGCUGUACAACUCUUCAGAAAUAGACCUUGACAAAAACGCUACCACAUGCGAAGUUUUCGACUUCGUCUCCAAUGCUUGGAGGUAUGUCACUCCCUCUGCUCCUUAUCGGGUUGUUGGGGUCGCCGAUCCCGUGUUUGUAGAUGGUUCGCUUCAUUGGCUCACAGAUUGCGAGGAAACCAAAGUUGUAUCUUUUGAUCUCCACACCGAGGCUUUUCAAGUCAUCUCUUCUAAACCUCCCUUUCCCGCCAAUUCACAUGAUGAUAAUCCUUACGCGAUGGUCUUGUGCAACCUCGACAACCGUUUGUGCGUGUCGCACAUGAAGUCGCCCGACCAAGUGAUAUGGUCCUUGAAUUCAGGCAACAAGACAUGGGAAAAAAUUUACUCCAUCGAUCUGGUUAUGACUUCUAUUUUAUAUGACUGCCCAACAGUGUGCGCCUUCCGUCCACUACUAUUUUUGGAUGCAAAGACCAAUGAUAAGAAGAAGAAGAAGAAGAAUUUGCUCUUUUAUGACAGUGUGAAAAGUGGAUAUCUGUUGAUACAUGACCCCGAAACCCUUCUAGACGAUUUUACUUUCAGGGCUGAUGUUUCCAUGGGAUUUCUUGUUUGUUAUUUCCAGACUUUAAUCUCUAUUUGAUUUCUUUUUUUUUUUUAAUGUAACCCCGUUUCUUUUCUUCCCUUUUGAAUUGAUAUCUUGAACAAAAUUGACUAGCUUUGGGUUGUCUCUCCAGGCUGA